UCUAUCACAAGUUUCAUUUGUUUUCUUCUUUUCUUCUUCGUGUGCGAGAAAAAUAGAGAGUUGUUUCGAGAAUCAAACAAGAAAAGCCACCACCAUGCGACCACCUCUUUCUUCCAAUUCGUCUCCUUCUUCUUAUUCACUCGCUGCAACGAGUUUGCAAAGCAGACUCUUGACGAUAUUCAAGAAAGCUCAGGAGCUUACAACUCUCUGUGAUAUCGAAGCCUGCGUUAUUCAUUACGGACCUGACGGAGAACUGAGGACAUGGCCCGAGAACAGAGACAAAGUGAGAGACUUGGCUCUCCGCUACAUCCAGUUAGACCAAGCCACGAGACGCAAGAAAAGCCUCAAUCUUUACGAGUUCCUCAAGAAGAAUAAGAAGACGACGAUGACGACCAGCAGUUUCAAGAAGAGGGCCAAGAAGAAUAUUCAAGAAUUGAAGUAUCCAGUCUCUGAUCAUUACUCUGUCGAUCAAAUCAACCAACUGAUUCAGUCAUUGGAACUAAGUUACUCUACUCUGCAAGAACGGCGUCGUUUCCUUGCGGCAAAGGCAAACUUGGAGGAUCGUCAACAUCUUGGGACCCAAUCUUUAAACCCUAGCCAGUUCACCAAGUACCCACAAGAGUCUAUGUUUAUAAAUCAGGAGCUUUGUGCUUAUGAUCAGACCAGCAACAACAACUUUCAACAUCUUUGCGUUUCAGAUCACUCAGCGGCACAAGAAUCUGGGUUACCUUAUCAGUUGAUGCCUUAUGGUGGUGGUUAUGAUCAGAACAUGUGUACGGGUAACAACUUUCACGUCUCCUCAAACACACAAGAUUACUCAGUGUUCCCACUAGAGUUACAAGAAUCUGUGAGUAACUACGGUUUGAAUCAGUUGAUGCAGCAUGAGCCAUAUGGCUUUGAUCAGAACAUGUAUAUGAGUGAUAUUACCAACAACUUCAAUGUUGUAGAUCCUUUUCUCUCAAACAUGCUUCCAGAUGACUUCUGCUUUGGUUUUCAGGACCCUUGUGGUGGUAAUAUGGUCGGUAACCCUAGCUUCUCUCAAGAUUUUAAUCUCGAUAUGUCUUCAAGCUGUGUUUAUGAGAACCGACUACUGCUUCAGGAAUCUACUCUACCAUCUCUCUAGCUCCACUAUUUGUCACGACAUCUCUGAGAUUCCUAUCAGUUCACCUGAUGAAGUAGCUGACCAUAAAAGUGAAGAUGUUUAUGCAUCUGCAUGUUUUUAUUUUGAAUACGCAUAUAUAUAUAUAUAAAUAUAACU
Molecule: messenger RNA, 1258 nt
Organism: Raphanus sativus (radish)
Lineage: Eukaryota; Viridiplantae; Streptophyta; Magnoliopsida; Brassicales; Brassicaceae
Product: agamous-like MADS-box protein AGL81
Exons: 1
Coding region: 95-1123 (342 amino acids)
Molecular function (GO): DNA binding; protein dimerization activity
Source: RefSeq, a predicted model, not a curated record